Molecule: messenger RNA, 5959 nt
Organism: Linum trigynum
Lineage: Eukaryota; Viridiplantae; Streptophyta; Magnoliopsida; Malpighiales; Linaceae
Source: the annotation of a GenBank genome assembly
CUAAGAACUUUCUACACCCAUGAAAAAGAAAAAAAAUAGUGUUAGUAAAAGGAAAACAGCAAGGUCUACAACACCUUAUCACCUUAUACCUGCUGCUGCUUUCAAUUUUGAAGCAAUUUUUAGUUCAAAUUUAGUUGAUCAUCGAAUCUUAGAACCUUUCUGUCAGCUCGUAUCCCAAACCACCAACAUCCUUGCAGCAGAAAUGGAACAAUCCCCCCAAAUUAAAGUUCACUAACAGAUAGAGCUACACUUGAGAACAUACAGAAACUAAAUGAGCUGAUACCUUUAGUUUUAGAAAAAAACCAUAGAGAAUAACCUCUCCAUCAGAAUCACCAAAUCCCGAAAUCAGGGUGAGGCACUCCUUCCAAUAGCCACCCAAUCCUGAAUGCACAAUAAAUCAAAAAAUAAGUCAGUACCCGAUAGAAAAGGAAGUGCAGAACGAAAUUAGGAAAAGGAUAGGGAAAAUCCCGAACCCAAACGCCGCCUGCUCUCCUUUUCCUUCGCUUCCCAGUCGGAUCUCCGCCUCCUCUCCUCCUUCUAUCGAUGCCGACUACAUCAUUCAGCUGUGCAGCAGCCUCGCUGUUCCUCUGCCUUUGUCGUCAAUGAUUCUCCUUUCUGAAAACAGAGUAUGAGAUGACAAUACUCUACUUUCCCUCCUCCUCCCAAUUGACUCUCGCUCCUCUCCCAAUAUACUGAUUGAAAAAUGAGACUCAACGGCAGAAGAGAGAUACGGGAGAACGACGUGCUAACAUGGGAGGUGGCGUGUGAGAGGAGCUGCAUCCUCGAGAAGCAAACCGGAGUCGUGACAUGAUAGGGAAGGCUACAUAAAAGCUGGAUACGCUUUUUGCCCGUUACUGUAUCAUUUUUCGUCGUUUAGCGGGUUUCAAAAGCUUUCACUGAACGAAUUCCCAUUCACCUCUUCACCCACCUACGGACUUCUGGAUUUCCCCAAAUCCAGCGAACGUCCAUUCCUCCCCUCACCGUCCGUACCUGCAGAUCUGCAGCUUCCUCACCUCCGGCGCCCUACCGUCCUUUCACACCUUCUUUCCCUUUUCUGAAUUCUCGGAUCGCUAUUGUUGCUCGCACACGGAACCAACUUUCUCCACCCACCUGUUCCACUUCCCGGGAUGGUUCCCCCAUUCUAGAGGCCGCCCAUGCCGGACGUACGCCAACUGUUGCAGACGUCGUUCCCCUGGGCCAGCCGUACCUAUAGCAGGUCUCGGGCCUCACCGUCUUUCUGGUUUCUAGCUCUCUCACGGCACCACUGGGAUAAAUCUUAGUUGAGCACGCUACCGCCCAUGAAACCUGCUCUCCUUCAACUACUCAGCUCGAAUGCUCCACUCAUUGUUUUUUUUCCUCUCUCCCAAAAUCCAAUCCACUUCUACUUCCCUUUCCUCAUAAACUUUCGGCAUCGCUCCAUCCCCGGUUCAGCGCUUCACCCCUCUCUCUUUCCGGUGUUCACUCUCCUGCUUCAAUUCACCUCAUGAAUCAUGAGGGCUCCAUCCAACGCCGACCGACGGCGGAGGCGCAGGGAUGAUGGCGUAUGAGUAAGGAGAUGACGACCUUGGUGGCGAUGGAGUUUGGCGGUAUGUGAUUUUGGUUCUUUUUGGCGGAUUUUCAGCUUUUGAUUUCUGAUUCUGAUAUUUGGCAUUUUUGUGGGGGUGAUUCAGCCCGUCGGGGAGAGCACAAACGCGACGGAAGUGGAAACGGCGGCGCUGGCUAGCAUUUAAUCCUCAGGUCGCGGCAAUGAAAAGAAUAUCAGCGGUGGAACCCAUUCACUUUUCGUAAAUAUUAGGGAGAUUUGUUUCAGGCCGUCGAGAAGACCACAAGAUCGGUGCGGCAAGUAGAUGAGAAGGCAAUUGCGGCUACGGCAGUUUGUCUGUGGAUCUCGGUUGUGGCCUAUGUUGGUCACCUGCCUUUAGUUCAACCGGACAAAGAGAAGCAGAAACAGGGACGAUCGCCAUUUUCAUUGACUUUGACUGGGUUCAGAUUAGAAGAGUUGGAUGGUCUAUUCGGGAAACACAGUAAUCCUGGCAUGACUCCCAACUAAAUGCAGACUCAACAGCUUGAUUCAUUCUGAGUUCUGACGGUGAUUUGGAGAGGCAGAGGGAGGUAAGAAGGAUCAUGUCAUUUAAAUUUUUUAUAAUUUCUUGAUUACUACCAUGAGUUAGAGUAUGACCAUGAAUUAGCUUGGCAUGCAUAUAAGUUGAACUUGAGGGUGUUCCUCUUGGGUUCCAUUUGAUACAGCAAUCUGUUGAGAAAAGGAAAGCUUAGUUUGCACCUUUCAGAUCGAAGGUGUAGGUGCCUUUAGUGGUCAAUGGAUGCUUUGAUCGCAUGUCCUGAGAUUCGUAUUCGUAUUCCAAUUUGAAUUUAUCUUUCCAAUCCUUCUAUGAGAUUAUGUAUUGAAAUUUGUUGUCUCUUGCUAUCAUUCCUGAUGUUUGAUUUAGAAGAAUAGAAAUGGGAGAUAGAAUCUUGCAAAUGAGAAGAACAAAGUUAAGCAGGGUUGUAUGUGGCAUUUAGAUUGUAGUGUAUGUGUAGAUAAUUCUUCCUUAGAGCUCAAUCCAUCUUGCAGUUUUUUCUAUUCUGUGUGGGUGGUUAUUUCCCCUUGCUGCAUUUCAUGCAACUUGGGUAACAUACAGUGAUGUUAUCACCAGAUUAGGUGGUUGUUCUUUAUGUUGUUUUAAAAACUUUUGCGUUCCUUUCUUAAUCAUUUGAUCCAGGCUUUGACAUGGAAAAUGCAGCCACAUUUUUAACUGCAAUCAACACUCAAUCUGGGAGUCCAGGUUUCACAGACAAAUCAUGGAUAUUCAAUGAAUUUCCGGUUGAAGGGGCUUGGUUAUUUGCUUUUCCAGUUAUGCAUUUCGGAGAAAACAUGCUCUUCUGGUAAUGCUAUGGGAUUCGGAUUGCUUAUGAUUUGGUUCUAUGAUCAUUUUAAUUAUUGAGUCCUUAUGCUACUAUUUUGUGCUCUUUGACCAAUCUCAUAUGGCUUACCCAGCCUUAUAUUCUGCUUUUUACUUGACAUAUAAACUACAAUAUGUAUUUUUUUAUGCAACCUAAAACUUCCGUUAAACAUGAUGUAGAAGGAUGCUGCCGUGGUGUGUUCCCUUUUAUGAACUUCAGACAGUUAUUUAAUUGAAUAUGUUGUUAACUGCUAUCACAUCCCUUCUUACUGCCUUAGUUUUAUAGACGCAUAGUUUCUGUCUUUAGUUACUUCUUCAUGAAAGAUUGACAGGAGCAUGGGGUAAGAUGGUUGAAUGUGCCAUACAACUUCUAACCUUCAUGAACAUAACCCGCUACAAUAUCACGAUUGAUGCUAAAGACGAUAAACUAAAUUGGUUAUUUAAGUGUUGCCGAAUAAAGUGCGAGCGACUAUCUGCUGCAAAAUGUUUCAAUUUUCUAUAGAAUAAUAGCUUCAGAAGCUUUGGAAAGCUGCCUUUUCAGAAGCUUCAUGGUUUUCAAGUUGAUAUGCACACGCGAUCCAACAUGUAUGUCAAUGGCUGCUAACCUAUGUGAAAUGCUUGCGUGUGUAGAUUUUUCAAGCCAAUGAACAUAUAUAUUCAUGUCGGUUAAUGCUCUCGCUUUAACCAGAGUUGUUUGUUAAACGUGCAAUUGAAUGUCACUAAUAUUGUGGUCUUCCAUGAUCGACAACGUUGCAGGUUUGUACUCUGUUUGACCAACAAUGAUGGAAGCUGUUUGUUCAACUCCUAUGCAUCGAUGGAGACUUGCUUAAGCAGCUGAUUCGGUUUUAUGAACUGCAACUUCACUGUGUGAGCUUAUGUAUCAUUUGUAUGCACUUCAACUUUGCAAUUAUAACUCCACAAUCUAAUCAGUUCUUUUCACAUUUGCAGAGCAACUGAAACUGACUCCGAGUGGCCCAACAUCACAAAGAGGUCAUAAUGCUAUGUUUGAAGAAGAGGAGAAGAGGAAGUACGAUAAAACACUUAUCUAUCUCUCUCUCUGUAUCACUCUUCAACUACAAACUAGAAAGAGGUAUGGUUAGGAUUUUAAUCUCGGUUAGGAUUAAUAUUAGUCUUCCGUUGAAUCCUAACUAAUGCUUCAUUUAAGUUCCCUUCUCUUCAGUUUCAAUUCCAACCAGUUCUGGUUACCAUGAGUACGUUCAAGUUAUCUUCACACUGUUGUUACUAUUUGAAAGUUUUGAAUUUAGUGCUAACCGUUCCUAUCUAAUCUACAAGUUGGGAAAGGCAGACAUGUAGGUCUGUUGGCCUGGUUAGAAGAUCAAAACUUGAGCAACAAUUUUAUCCUUCGGCAAAGGGCGAGUUGAGUUAUUAAUAGUCUGAGUUGCAUCUUGCUCACUUCAUCUACUGAAAUUGAAUACAACUUAUUUCCCGGGUGCCAUUGCUGAACUGCUUUCCAGUAAUGAAUUGCUUUUUUUUUUCUCUCUCUCCAGGUUUUUUUGGAAGCCAUUGUUGAGCUGCAAUAUUGGGUGACGAAUCUCACAGGGCAAUUUUGAUACAUACGAGAUUUAUUUCCGAUCACUCUUCAUCUAGAACUCGAUGUUAGAAUUCUGCUUCUCAUCUUAGUUUUAGAGUUUUGCUCGAUAUUUGCAAAUACAGUUCAACAUUAUUACUAGAUUUAGUGCAAUACUGAGAGGGAGAGUUUGGACUUGGUAAAGUAAUUUAUAAAGGUUGGCUCGACAACUGCAUGCAUCACAAUAUCCUUCUAUUUAUGUUGCAUAUCAUGGUCAAUUGGGUUGGUAUUGGAUCACAAUAAUUAGCUCUUGAAGUAUAUUUUAGAAGGAUUUUGACCAUCUUUGACCAACCAUUUGUUAGGUAUAUGCAGUUCGUUUGUAUGUGAAACUCUUGCUAACUAUUGUGGCUGUUAUUUGCUUUGUUUCAUGAGAGGUUAUGGUGCAUGCAAUUAAUUGUUUGGAUUGCUAUAGAACCAACGACAACCCAGUGAAAUAACUAAUUUUGAGGAGCUCCAUGCCUCUAUUGAUUGUUUGGACGAAUGGUAGUUUCAAUCAACUUUGAUUCUUCGAUUAUAUUAUAGUUUUGUUCAUGGUAAUGUUAGACACAAACCCACUGAGGUGAUUAUGCGAGGGUACGAAAGAUGAGGAAAAUGAUGAACCUUUGAAAAAGUAGAAUUUGGUGAUAAUUUUAAGCUUAUUAGGUUGAUUUGGAUGACGAUUGAAUAUUUAUUUCUUAUAAUGUUAAGAGCCAAUAAUUAUCGAGUUUCUAAAAAAUUCUAUAAAGCUUUAAAUACGUCCUGUGGCGUAGCCACGGGUAUUGAUUCUAGUAAAUAAAUUAAACUUGAGCAACUGAUUUGUCAUUGAUGCCAAAUUCUGGUGACCGUUUAUGUCAAUUGACCCGUUGUUUUCCUCUGCAAAAUCUCAGCAACUUUACAAGGAAGGUGCAAAGUUCUUCUGGGUGCACAACACAGGACCCCUUGGUUGCUUGCCAUAUUCCGUUAUAUACAACUCCGACCCUAACAACUUGGACGGAAAUGGCUGUGUGAAGUCUCGCAACAAUGCUGCUCAGGAGUUCAACAGACAACUCGAGCGCAAACUCUCCCAACUGAAGGAGCAGCUACCCCAUUCGUCUUUCACAUAUGUUGAUGUGUACUCAGCCAAGUAUCGACUGAUUAGUACGGCCGAAAAUCAAGGUUUUGUUCAUCCGAUGGAGUUCUGUUGCGGGAGCUACUACGGCUAUCACAUCGAUUGUGGGAAGAAAGCUGUGGUGAAUGGGACGGUGUAUGUGUUGGGAUCCCUCCUUAAUUGGAGAGUUUCUAGAGAAGUAAAUAAUUUCCUAGAAACAACCGGAGAACUCUAGAGAAGUAUAGAACUCUCUAGAAGCUUGUGGAACAGUGUGGAAUCCUCUGGAAUGUUCUGGAGAUGUGUGGAACCUUCCAGAACCUUAUGGAAGAGUGUGGAGGAGUAUGGAACCUUAUAGAGAUGGAGCCUUCCCUAGAUAAUUCUAGAGAAUAGAUAUUUGUAUGUAGA